Molecule: messenger RNA, 2716 nt
Organism: Nymphalis io (European peacock)
Lineage: Eukaryota; Metazoa; Arthropoda; Insecta; Lepidoptera; Nymphalidae
Product: ras-related protein Rab-24-like
Exons: 5
Coding region: 145-750 (201 amino acids)
Molecular function (GO): GTPase activity; GTP binding
Source: RefSeq, a predicted model, not a curated record
UCAGAAAAGGGAAAAAAAAAAAUAAUAAUAUUAAUACACUUAUUUUUAUUAAUAAGUUAUUAUUAUCAUAUACGAAUGAAAUAUGCAGUAUCACAAAGACUUUUAACUUUUAUAUUAUAAUAAAAGUAUUGAAAAGUUUGAAAUAUGAGUCGAUGUGAUUUUAAAAUUGUUCUUCUGGGUAGUGAACAUGUCGGAAAGACUAGUUUAGUGUUAAGAUUUGUUAACUGUAGAUUUAAUUCUGGCACUCCAUACCAAAACACUAUCGGUGCAGCUUUCUGUGCUAAACAGAUGCAGUCAAACGAUAAAGAAUUCAAUGUUGGUAUUUGGGAUACAGCUGGCAGCGAAAGAUACGAAGCUAUGACUCGUAUGUACUACAGAGGGGCUCAUGCAGCUAUCAUCUGCUAUGAGCCUUCAUCCCAAGCGUCGUGGACGAGGUUACGUCACUGGUUGCAAGAAUUGAGAACGGUUGAAGAGGACUGUAAAGUGUAUCUAUGCGGCACAAAGAAGGACCUCCUGGAUGCUGGCGUUGUGCAGCGUGAGGUCCCAGACGAUAUAAUCGCGACGUAUUCCCAAGGCUUGUGUGGGCAUUACCUGACAUCGAGCAAGACCGGGGAGAAUGUUGAUGAACUCUUUCAGAAGAUAGUUGACGACUGUGCAGCAGAUUUAAGAGUAAUGAAGAACAUUGAAGAAGCAAGGGUGCACUUGCAGAAAGAAGAAAAUACUAAAAAUAAGAAUUACUGUUUCUGCUGAGAAAUGUAUAAAUAACUAAUAGAGAAAGAAAUCUAAAAAAUCUGGUACCACUAACCAUUCUAACAAAAAUUAAUACUCUUUAAAUGGUGAGUGAGCCAGUGUAAUUACUGGCACUUUGUAUGUAACAUUGGAAAUUCCAAUGGAAGCAUAGAUUUACACAUUCCACUCUAUUCUAUAAUAGGUCUGCAGUAUUAUACUCUACAAAAGUUCUUGAUUAAUAUAUCAUUAUAUAUAACACACAGCCGAGCCCAGUGGUAAGAACGCGUGAAACUUAGCCGAUGAUCGUGGGUUCAAACCGGGCAAGCACCACUGAAUUAUCAUGUGCUUAAUUUGUGAUUAUAAUUCAUCUUGUGCUUAACGGUUAAGGAAAACAUCGUCAGGAAACCUACAUGUGUCUAAUUUCAUCGAAAUUCUGCCACAUGUGUAUUCCACCAAGACGCACUGGAGCAGCGUGGUGGAAUAAGCUCCAAACCUUCUCCUCAAAAAGGGAGAGGAGGCCUUAGCCCAGCACGGGCUGUUACUGUAUAUAUAACACAACACUGUUACUCAACUUAUAUACACUUUAGUUUUACUUACCUAACACAUCAUACAAAACGCCAAUUUUUUAAAUACCACAGAUAAUUAAUUUCUCGACCAAUGAUAUGUCAAUACAAGGUCAAACUUAUUUAUUUAUCAUUUCUCAUACCAUUGGAAUAGACUAUAUAAGGAAUGGUUUAUAUAACAAUGCCAAUGUAUAAAGGGUAGGUAUCACACAUAUGUCACAUACGUGAGCCCACCUUCCUGUAUACAUGAAAAAAAUAUUUCACUGACCGAGCUUACUUGUAUUUAUAUAGAUGCGAAAGUAUGUUUGUUUGUUACGCUUUCACUUCUUAACUAUUAACCGAUGAUAAUGAAAUUUUGUGUGCACGUUGUCAUCGGUUCUGUGUGUCUAUUGCGUGUUUUUUUUAUUUCUACUUAAUCGAUAGAGUUGACGUUUGGCUGUGUUUUAUAUAGAAUAAAAACAGCGCCAUCUAGUGACAAUAAUCGGAAUUCGAUACAAAUCAACUCGAACUAGGCACAUAGAAAAGGACGAAGGGGUAUGUAAUCGCCCCUCCCCACAAACAGAGACGAAGCCGCGUGCAAAAAUUAGUAUUCAAUAAAGAAUGCCAAAUAUAAACCAAUUUAAGAACGAAAAAAAGUCUAGAAGAUUCGACGAAAGAAACUCAGUGGGAUUAUUAUAUAUACUAUUAGAAAUAAAGAUAGAAAAACGUUUUUAAAAAGAGAUAAAUCGAUACAACUACUUUUACUGGUGGUAGGGCUUUGUGCGAGCUCGUCUGGGUAGGUACCACCCACUCAUUGGAUAUUCUACCGCAAAACUGCAGUACUUGGCAUUGAUGUAUUCCAGUUUGAAGGGUGAGCGAUCCAGUGUAAUUACAGGCACAAGGCACAUAACAUCUUAGUUCUCAAGGUUGGUGGCGCAUUGGUGAUGUAAGCGGUGGUUAACAUUUCUUACAAUGCCAAUGUCUAUGGGCGUUGGUGACCACUUAUCAUCAGGACGAGCAUAUGGGCCACCUGAUAGUAAGUGGUCACCAACGCCCAUAGACAUUGGCAUUGUAAGAAAUGUUAACCACCGCUUACAUCACCAACGCGCAUCCAACCUUAGGAACUAAGACGCUGUCUCUUGUACCUGUAAUUACACUGGCUCACUCACCCUUCAAACCGAAACACAACAAUACCAAGCAUUGUUAUUUUUCGGUAGAAUAUCUGAUGAUUGGGUGGUACCUACACAGACGAGCUUGCACAAAGCUCUACCACCAGUAAAGGACCAUAAUCAGAUAUGAAGCAAGUUUGAACCCCAAAAAAGGACAUGGGCUUAUAUGUAUAUAAGUAUAUGUACAUAACAUGUCCACCCCGACGCCAUAUAUAUAAUGUUAAUGAUAAAUAUAUAAAAUAAUUUUAUAUUUAGUAAUAACAUUUGUAUGAAAUA